This is a messenger RNA of Nothobranchius furzeri (turquoise killifish), 1208 nucleotides long. Its product is annotated as gap junction Cx32.2 protein. The record is from RefSeq and is a predicted model, not a curated record. NCBI's taxonomy places the organism in Eukaryota, Metazoa, Chordata, Actinopteri, Cyprinodontiformes, Nothobranchiidae. Gene Ontology annotation, cellular component: connexin complex. Gene Ontology annotation, biological process: cell-cell signaling. Gene Ontology annotation, molecular function: gap junction channel activity.
UCAGCAGAUUGUGUGUGUGUGUGUGUGUGUGUGUGUGUGUGUGUGUGUUAGUCAGACCAGUACCACGAGUCCCAGCAGGGACUGAAUAUAAUGCUGACCAGAGUCCCGCUGCUGCUGUGAUGAGCUGACGCUACGGACAGCUAUGGGAGACUGGGCAUACUUGUCCUCGCUGCUGGACAAGGUCCAGUCCCACUCCACUGUGGUGGGGAAGAUCUGGAUGAGUGUCCUCUUCAUGUUCAGGAUCUUUGUUCUGGGGGCAGCUGCUGAUAAAGUCUGGGGAGACGAGCAGUCCGAGUUCUACUGCGACACCAAAGAACCAGGAUGUACGAACGCCUGCUACAACUGGCUGUUCCCGAUAUCCUACGCCCACUACUGGGUCCUCCAAAUCACCACCGUGUCCACGCCCACCCUGGUGUACCUGGGCUACGCUGUUCACACCAUCCACAGGGAGAAAAGAAAGAUGGAGCGCCUAAAGGACGAAGCGAUGAUGAAGAAAAGCAAGUACACGGAUGACAGAGGGAAGGUGAAGAUCAAAGGAGUCCUCCUAGGUGCGUACAUGAUGCAGCUGCUGUGCACCAUCCUGCUGGAGGUCGGCUUCGCUGUGGGCCAGUUCUUCAUCUUUGGUUCCAUAUCCGUACAUUUUAAUUUUCACUGUAAGGUGGAUCCUUGCUCCACUGCUGCUGGUGCUGAAUGUUUCAACUCGCGGGCCACCGAGAAGAACAUCUUCAUCUUUUUCAUGUUUGGAGUUUCCGGUGUUUCUGUGCUUCUGAACAUUCUUGAGAUCAUUUACCUGCUCUGUAAGAAGAGCAGGGCAGCCAGGAAUCGCUUCCUGGUCCAGGAGCUGGAGCUCCGGUCACAGCACCCCCCUACCUGGGAAGCCAUCAGCUCCCAGUAUGGAGGCUUCCCACCAUCAGCACUACCUUCUAGAAGAGAUGAUGGAAAACACAGCGACGCCGCCAGUAAAGACAAGGUCAUCUGAUGCAGCUGCUUUAGUCAGUCAGAAGCUGAACAGCUGAUCUGAGGAUUCUUUCUACAUCCCCUCAUCUGGACACGCCCACUAUUGAAUCCAUCCAAUCAGGCGGGAUUUCUUGUUCUUCAUUGGUCUAGUUUGUGUUGAAAGUAGAACGUGUUCCGAGAAAAAGGUUCAAGAGUAAACUUCUUUAGUGGCUGUAAAUGUUGCCACAAUUAAACUUGUUUCAAAUCACGGU